AUGGUUAAUAAAAAGUUGAACAAAGAGUUCAGUUAUUAUACUGAUACAGAUUAUACAAAUUUCUCUGAUACAGAUCUGUCUUUAAAAACUGAGUCAAGUUCAAGACUUUUACAAUUAAGCUCAAACACAAAGGCCAAAUCAAAAUAUUCUUGUAACUAUUCGAAGCCUAAUAAAUUAUUUUCAAAAUUAAGAAAAUAUAAUCAAAAAUUCACACAUAUGAUACAUUCUAGACUCCACAUUCGAGAAACAAAACUUUCUAAAUCAAUAAUAUUUAGUGUUUUUGUUUUCAUAAUCUUUUUAAUAACUAAUCAUUAUUCUUCUAAAGAAUAUAAAAUAUCAUACUCUUACUAUAGCCCAGUUUUGUUCUACAAACAAUAUUCAGUCGAUAGGAUAAAGGGACUAUUAGAUCUAGACUUAUCUUCCAAAUUUAAUUCAAUUUCUUAUAUAGAAAACCUACCAAUUAAUUCGAAGAUAAUAGAUGACAAAUAUCAAACCUUUAGAUUUAAGGGAUACACUCCAAAUAUGCGAUUUGAUCAAUUAAAAAUGUUGGAAAAUAAUAAAAACACUAAUAAUAAAGAUAUAGUGAAGUUUGAUAAUCAUAUUGAUGAAGGCACGCUGGUAAAAGCAAGUUGUGAGGAUUUAGAACAUAAUGGUGAAGUUCAAUACUCAAAAGAGCGUACAAUACUGAAAGAUGAUUUAAUUGCUGUUCGGAAAAAUAUUUUGACUAAAGAUGAUUUUAUUACAAACAUAAUUAAGAAUCACGAAGACAGUGAAAAAGAUAUGAAAGUAGAAGAUAUUAUUCGUAAGAAAUGGUUUAAAUUUGGUACUUCAAGUGUGUGGUUGGAGAAAGAGCAAUGUUACCUUGCAAUUUCGCGAAUUCUUUAUUCCAGCGAAGGUAUUAAAACGAAACCUGUUGUUUCAGUUUUAAGAGCUCAAACUUUUGAUAAAAAUUGGAAAGAAAUAAUAGGCAAAAGAAUCCCAAGAGUUGAUGUAGAUUUACCACAAAAUCUUGAAGUUGAGUUGGAAAAAGUUGAUAGAGAGUUUGGGAUAUCUUUCUCAUGUGAACAUUUAAAAGGGAACCCUACUGCAUAUGAUAAAUGCUUAGUUAAACAAGCAAAUGGGUAUUUGAAAGACUCUCAAAGAAGAGAUAAACUAUUAGAUCGUUAUUUUGUCACUUAUCCAACCAUAUUUAGAUUUCCUUUCAAGAGUGAUGGUAACUUUUUGGGAGCAGAAGAUCCACAUAUUGUAUUAAGAGAAAAAAAUGGAGUUGAGGAACCAAUUGUUGUUUUCAAUAUGGAUAAUGGACAUGGAAGAAGGAUGCAUGCAUAUUUACCACACCGUAGUUUUGAUCAAAUGAUAGAAUUUAAAUUUAAUGAUGAAGAGAUGAAAUCAACGGAAAAAGGUUGGGCCCCAUUUUACAAAAGAGAGUACAAUGAAGAAAGUAUCUCUUCGCUAUCAAGAGGUUCUAUUCAUUUCAUUUACAACUUCCAACCUUUGGAAAUUUUGAAAUGUUCAUUAAAUGAUGGAUUAUGUGAAAAAAUAUUCCAAACUCAAUCUUUAGGAUUAGAAAGUGGAUCUUUACUAAAAGAUGUUACCGGUGGGACACAAUUCCGAUCUCUGCCAUCAUCUUUACCAUUGAUUGAAAACAAGAAUAUAUGGGUUGGAUUUUCUAAAUAUAAAGCAACCGAUUGUAAAUGCGGACACUCAUUUUAUAGGCCCAUGCUACAAGUGUUGCUAGAAUCAAAUGGGGUGUUUUAUAUGGACCUUUUCUCACCUUCUAUGGACUUUGAUUCUGACAUAUUAAGUUGGGAUGAGAAAAAUUUUAACUGUGGUGGUAUAAACCAAAUGGCCCCUAAUUCCAUUGCCUCUUGGGAGAUUUUAAAACAAGAUGUGGCUACCCAAAAAUAUUAUGAUUACAUGACGUUCACAUAUAGUGAAUCUGACACAUUAUCUAAAGCUAUGGUCAUCAAGGGUUUAUUAAAUUAUAUAUUGAAAACCUAUACAGAGAAAGGUAUCGACGAGGAAUAUAGUAUUAACAGUCAUACAGAUUAUAUUAUGGGCUCUGCAUUAAAAUGUGUGGAAGCUCAAGCCCAUGAUAGGUGUACAGAAUAUUUACAGCUUCAUUCAUAG
Henningerozyma blattae CBS 6284 is the source of this 2130-nucleotide messenger RNA. RefSeq lists its product as uncharacterized. The transcript has a single exon. The record is from RefSeq and is a predicted model, not a curated record. The coding region runs from base 1 to 2130 and encodes 709 amino acids. Gene Ontology annotation, molecular function: mannosyltransferase activity. Lineage: Eukaryota; Fungi; Ascomycota; Saccharomycetes; Saccharomycetales; Saccharomycetaceae.